Molecule: messenger RNA, 2588 nt
Organism: Lates calcarifer (barramundi perch)
Lineage: Eukaryota; Metazoa; Chordata; Actinopteri; Centropomidae
Gene: chmp2ba
Product: charged multivesicular body protein 2Ba
Exons: 6
Coding region: 174-818 (214 amino acids)
Biological process (GO): endosome transport via multivesicular body sorting pathway; late endosome to vacuole transport; protein transport
Cellular component (GO): ESCRT III complex; multivesicular body
Source: RefSeq, a predicted model, not a curated record
UCAGUCAGCUGAGGGAGGAACUCCGACAACAGAAAGUCAACCAGGAAACCGAGGCUGCUAAACUGACCCACCGCCCCGGUCUGACGACUAAACGGUGGUAUUUACUUAAGGAAUAACACGGUAUAUCAGUACAAGAUUUGUUUUUCGCGUUUAAGUUGAUACAAAGCAGCGACAUGGCUUCCCUUUUCAAGAAGAAGACUGUCGAUGACAUAAUCAAGGAACAGUCAAAGGAGUUGCGUAGCACUCAGAGACAGAUCACCAGGGACAGAGCAGCGCUGGAGAAACAAGAGAAACAAAUGGAGGCAGAGAUCAAGAAAAUGGCAAAGAGUGGUAACAAGGAGGCAUGUAAGAUCUUGGCCAAGCAGCUGGUUCAGCUGAGGAAGCAGAAAAACCGGACGUACGCUGUCAGCUCUAAGGUCACCUCCAUGUCUACGCAGACCAAGGUCAUGAACUCCCAGAUGAAGAUGGCCGGUGCCAUGUCUGCUACAGCAAAGACAAUGCAAGCAGUGAAUAAAAAGAUGGAUCCACAGAAGACCCUGAAGACCAUGCAGGACUUCCAGAAGGAGAACAUGAAGAUGGGCAUGACUGAGGACAUGAUCAAUGACACUUUGGAUGAGAUCUUUGAAGAGUCUGGCGAUGAGGAAGAAUCUCAGGACAUUGUCAACCAGGUUCUGGAUGAGAUUGGCAUUGAGAUCUCAGGAAAGAUGGUGAGAGCUCCAGCUGCAGGAAAGAGCGUCCCUGGCGCUGCCUCUUCCAAACAAGCCACCAUUUCUGAUGAUGAGAUUGAGAGACAGCUCCGAGCUCUGGGAGUGGAUUAAUUGUCCUCUUUGUAUUAAUGUUCACCUAACCAGAGCAACAUUAACAGAUAUCGAUAAAGACUCUGUCAGACAUAUUGGUUUUGUCAGGGCUCAGAUGCUACAGGUGUAAAAAAAGGUGCACACCAACAUACACACACACACACACACACACACACACACACACACAGGCACAUACACAUACGUUCUUCCACUCUUUGGCGGGUUGCCUUACAGAUCGAAAACACAAACAUCUCAUUUAUUUAUGCGAAAAUAAUAUUUAUUAUGACAUCUAAGUGGCCACAGCCUGAAGGUGAACCAAUAAUAGAUGCUAAAGAACCACCUACGAUGUUGUUUACCACCCAUCUCUGUCUUUAUAAGGGCUACAGUGUAUAUGUUAUCUUUUUUCCCAUCUGAUGUCUUGGUCAAACUUGAGUUAGUCAUAUAAUAACAAUAAUAAUAAUAAUCAGGUUUUAAUGUGACUGAAGAUAGAUGGUACACAGUGAUUUAAAAAGAGCUUAGGGGUUGUCAGGAAGCAGAUGGAACUGUAUUUUUCCUACUCACACUAUUCACCAGCUAUCUUUGUAGCCACCGGUUAAUUCAAAACCCAUCUGGUUUACUUUCUUCCUGAGGCAAACUACACUUGUUAAAACAUUCUUUGGACAAGUUUUCUGUUAUUUUGAGGGUAAAAUGCUGCUGUUUGAUUCCUCUGUCAUUCAGGGGCAUCAGAGAUAGGAGACAGUUAUUUUACCGUGUAAGUGAAAGGGAGAAAAUACAUCAUCCCAGUCAAAUACAGUCACCAAGUGGUCAACUAGAUAAUUAAUUAUCAUGUUUUAAAAUCUUGUGGGUGUGCUGCAAAAGGUUGUGAACACAUAUGCAUGUGAAAUGUGUAACUGACAUUGAUGCCUUUGGGCUACACUAAGGCCUUUAUUUUACUUGCAUGAGAUGAUGAGACAGAUUGAUCUGAGGGCAAACUGGCAAGCAUUUAAUUAGCACUGCUGAAGAUGCAAUGCUGCACAGACUGUGAGACAAAUCUAAACAAACAAAUUGGGACUAAUGAAAAUCCGACAUAUCAAAGUUUUGAAUCGAUUGUUUGAUACUACUGAGUAAUGAAAUUAGUUUUUUUUGUGGCUUCUUGGUUGAUGCUUGCUCUCUGAUUGUGUAUCUUGUAUUGGACUUGGGAUUUAUACAGUGAUUGUAGGAUGGCAGUGGUCCUGCAGUCCCUCUUCUCUCUUGGCUGCUGUGCAGUUACUGUCAUUUGUUAUUUUAAGCUGCCUCACUCACAAACAUACACACACACACACACACACACUACGGCGACAAAAAUGAUGGAAGUGUUUGCUAAAGUGACACUGUGAUCUACGAGAUGUUUUCUCUUUGUCAGAGCUGAAGUGGAUUCCUCUAUACAGUGAUUUGUUAAUGUCAGCCAGCUUCAGGCUUUGUGAGAGUGAUAAAGACAUCUGCUCACGUUAAUGUAGUCUUUGUCGUCCUCUCUGUCCGAUCUUUUGUUUCCACACUGAUUCCCAUUGCCAAAAUAGAUUAAAAAUGUUUUCAGUCUUGCAUGUAUCUGACAUGUUCAAGUCACAGUUCAUUGAAAAUCAUUCUUAUCUCGACCUUUUAACAGUCUUCUGUGAUUGUGAGUGGAAACAAGUUUUGACAUUGACUGCUAUUCCAAAUUCCCACUUUUUGAAAGAUGUAUGUAUACUCAUCUUUGUUUCCUUCUUCGUCAUUGUAAAGUGACCCUGUAAAGGAUUUAUGGCUUUUAUAAGGAAUAAAGUUUCUUCAGGUAUAAUA